UUUGAGCUAUCUUAAGCUAUACUAGCAGCAGCAGCAGCUCUGCUCUCACCUAGCUACCAAGCUAACUACUACCACACUUCUGCUUCUCUUUCUCUUCUUCUCUCUAUCUUUUCUCAAGCUGUGUAUAUGUAUAUCUCUCUCUAUUCAAUUGGGCUGUCAGGCUUCGUGAGCCAGCUGCAGCUGUGCCUGUGAUUGUGUUUGUGAGAGAGAUAGAGAAAGGAGAAAGAAUUAAGAGGGCGAGAGAGCUGCUGCUACAGAGAGGAAGAUGAUGUCGUCGAGGGAACGCAAGAAAGCGGCGGCGCUACAGGAGAAGCUGCAAAUCCUCCGCUCCAUCACUCACUCCCACGCUCUGAGCAACACGUCCAUCAUCGUGGACGCGUCCAAGUACAUCAAGGAGCUGAAGCAGAAGGUCGUGAGGCUGAACCAGGAGAUCGCUUGCGCGCAAGACGCUCUCAGACAAAAUCGGGUGACCGUGGAAACCCUAGGACACGGGUUCCUCGUCAACGUCUUCUCCGGCAAGAGCUGCCCGGGCCUCCUCGUCUCCAUCCUCGAGGCCUUCGACGAGCUCGGCCUCAGCGUCCUCGAGGCCACGGCGUCCUGCGCCGACACCUUCCGCCUAGAGGCCAUUGGUGGCGAGAACCUGGUGGAGAAGGUGGACGAGCACGUCGUGAAGCAGGCCGUCCUGCGGGCCAUCAGGAGCUGCUCCGGAGAUCACCACGACGACGAGGAGGAGGACGACGAGUAAGCAUGCACAGAAGCGGAGAAGCUAGCCCUUCCUGGCUACACAUAUCCGCCGUUUUGUUGUCCUCGCCGCCGGGCAUGGCUGAUCGAUCGCAACAAUUUGCUCGAUUAAUCUGUUCUGUUCUUUCUUUCUCCAUUUCCCCGGGCCUUCGAUUUCUUCCUUUCUCUGAUAUCUGCCUCCGUCGUCUACCCGCCGGCGGUGCAUGGUGAUGAGAUGCAUGCAUGCAUGGUAGGCUCCUAAAAUUAAGUUCGGUGAAACAAAGUACACCGAACCAUUUCCUGUGUAAUACUAGUACUGUUAGGGGAGCAUAUCAUCAAAAUUAUUUAUAUAUAUAUGUAGUCUAUGGCAAUAAGAUCAUGUAACAUAUGUGAUGGGAGGUUCGAUUCGAUCGAUCGGAAGCAAAGCUGAAUA
This is a messenger RNA of Oryza brachyantha (malo sina), 1153 nucleotides long. RefSeq lists its product as uncharacterized. Gene Ontology annotation, cellular component: nucleus. Gene Ontology annotation, molecular function: protein dimerization activity; sequence-specific DNA binding; DNA-binding transcription factor activity. The coding region runs from base 266 to 745 and encodes 159 amino acids. Gene Ontology annotation, biological process: regulation of DNA-templated transcription. The record is from RefSeq and is a predicted model, not a curated record. NCBI's taxonomy places the organism in Eukaryota, Viridiplantae, Streptophyta, Magnoliopsida, Poales, Poaceae. The transcript is spliced from 4 exons.